Molecule: messenger RNA, 3235 nt
Organism: Hipposideros armiger (great roundleaf bat)
Lineage: Eukaryota; Metazoa; Chordata; Mammalia; Chiroptera; Hipposideridae
Gene: RAB6A
Product: RAB6A, member RAS oncogene family
Exons: 9
Coding region: 567-1295 (242 amino acids)
Molecular function (GO): GTPase activity; GTP binding
Source: RefSeq, a predicted model, not a curated record
GAGCCGGAGGGCAGGCUAAACCAGGAAGACGCUGGCUGUGGCGCGCACGCGCACGCACGCACGCACGCCGGCGGCCGGCAGGGCGGCAGGCUCGCGCCCAGGCUCGCCCAGCGCCGCGCCAGAGGCUCGCGCACUCAGCAGGUUGGGCUGCGGCGGCGGCAGCUGUGCGAGCUGAGGCGCUGCGUGUCAGAGGUUCCAGACGUCUGCGGCUCCGGCUCCGCCACCCUCUGCCUCUUACCUCACUCUCCGUGCCAGGUGCUUAGGACAGAACAUCGCUAGCCUUGGGAACCCUGAGCACACCCCUGGCUGCUUCUGACACCGCCCUCCUUCCCUUCCCAGUCGCGGGCCUCGCUCAGUGCCAGGCGACUCCGCGGGGAGGCGGCGGCGACGGCUGCCUGUCUGUGGAGAGCAGUCCUGCCCCCUAGCCUUGCACCGCCGUCGGGCCCUGCAGGGGCCAAGAGAGCUCGGCGCCCGCCCUUCCUUUCACCCUUUUCACCAACCGGUUGGAGCAGCGUCGGUCCGGGAGGUCUCUGGGCUGAGGCGGCGGUAGCUCCUCCGGUUCCAUCAUGUCCGCGGGCGGAGACUUCGGGAAUCCGCUGAGGAAAUUCAAGCUGGUGUUCCUGGGGGAGCAGAGCGUUCUUCAGCUCCGUGAGGCCCACCCCGGGAAGCGCCACUCCUGGGAACCGGCCCUCUUCAACCUUGGGCAUGGAGGGAGGCUAGUGGACCCCUCUGAAGGGGUCUGUGGAUCAGGGGACCACACUUUGAAAACUGCUGAGUUAGAUGAUAUCAAGCCGUUUGCAACAAUUGGUAUUGACUUUUUAUCAAAAACAAUGUACUUGGAGGAUCGAACAAUAAGGCUGCAGCUGUGGGAUACUGCGGGUCAGGAACGUUUCCGUAGCCUCAUUCCCAGUUACAUCCGUGAUUCUGCUGCAGCCGUAGUAGUUUACGAUAUCACAAAUGUUAACUCAUUCCAGCAAACUACAAAAUGGAUUGAUGAUGUCAGAACAGAAAGAGGAAGUGAUGUUAUCAUCAUGCUAGUAGGAAAUAAAACAGAUCUUGCUGAUAAAAGGCAAGUUUCAAUUGAGGAGGGAGAGAGGAAAGCCAAAGAGCUGAAUGUUAUGUUUAUUGAAACUAGUGCAAAAGCAGGAUACAAUGUAAAGCAGCUCUUCCGGCGUGUUGCAGCAGCUUUGCCUGGAAUGGAAAGCACACAGGACAGAAGCAGAGAAGACAUGAUUGACAUAAAACUGGAAAAGCCACAGGAGCAACCAGUCAGCGAAGGAGGCUGUUCCUGCUAAUCCCCCACGGCAUCUUCACUUCCCUCUAGACGCUCACUGCUUUGGCCCCCUUACUCUUUCAUUGACUGCAGUGUGAAUAUUGGCUUGAACCUUUUCCCUUCAGUAAUAACGUAUUGCAAUUCAUCAUUGCUGCCUGUCUCGUGGAGAUGAUCUAUUAGCUUCACAAGCACAAAAAAGUCAGUGUCUUCAUCAUUUAUAUUUUACAAAAAGCCAAACAAUUCCAGCAUAUUCCAGUGAUAACUUUAAAAAUUAGAAACAUUUUCUUAACUUUUUUUUCCUUUUUAACGUUACGGUAAUGCACUUCAAAAUGAUGGAAAUUGCAAGAAUAUGUGGCUUGGUUAAGGAACAGUUGUUCACAGCAGCACUUGCCUACCUACUUGAUCUCUCCCUACUUUUUUCACCUCUCCCUUACUCCAUUUCUUAUUACUCUUCGUCCCUCAAAAUGAACAAGAGGCGGCAAAGCAGCAGUCAGACCAAGUCCAUUGGAAUUAUCCUUCAAUUUUAGUCAUACCACUUGCUUUAGGCCUUGGGUGAAGAUGUCUGAAACUAUUCUUGAGCACUGAUAUAAAUUACGUAGACCUUAUUUGAGGUCAGAACUAGCUAUCAAGGUAGUAGUCAAUGCUUGAAUAAGAAAAGUGUUCUGGUACAUCUUUAAAAUGAGUCCUAAUAACCAUAAUACUUACAAGUAAACGAACACAAAAUGUAUUUCUGACCAAAACAGGCAACCCUUUCACAUGUUAGACCCUGGAAGAGAAAAGUAAAAGUGCUUCAGAGCAGUUUUUUAAUAUUUAAUCCUUCUAAUGAGCUAUUUCUCCCAAGAUUUUAAAAUUGUCAAAAUAGAGCUAUUUUAUUUGUUAAAAAGAAAAUUUUUUUUUCAGCAAUAGAUUUUUCUUGGGUUUUUUUUCUUUAAAAAAAAAUGCUAUGCAGGCAAGGCACUGUAGAAAUCAAAUUCCUUUAAGAAGAACCAGUGAAAGAAUUUAAAUUUGAUACCUUGAUCGAAACUGCUAUAACCAGUAGAAAUAAUGAUAUCUAAAGCUUACCAACAAAAGAAUCCUCAACAGAAUAGCAAAUACUUGCUCAGGACAUUUGAGGUCUAAUUGAAAACAGCAAGUUUUCUUACAUGCCCCUAGAGGCAGAUCUGAAAAAAAAGCAUACAUAGAAAAGGGAAAGGAGAGAACUGAAAUAAAACUCAAUAUUAUGCAGAUUUAUGCCUUAUUUUUUAGAUUUUUUUUAAAUGUGGGUCUUUCAGGAUGGUUUUGCUUUUUAUUAGAUCUGUAUAGUUGAUUAAUUAGUGAUUUAGUUUUAUAUUUAAGCUACAAGUAAUCUCUAGUGAUAUUUAUUUCUUUGCCUUUUUUUAACCACUUUCAAUUUUUAGAUGUUUUGAUCAAUCCAUUUAGAGCUUCAUCACCAUGGCAAUAUGUAUUUCCCUUAAAACACUGCAAACAAAUAUACUAAGAGUGCACCAUUUUAAUCUUUACUAGUUAUUGUGAGAUUGCUGUGUAAGUUAAUAAACAUAUUUGUAAAUACAUUGUUUGCAGGAAGAAAAUUUCUGAGUUACAGCUCAGGAAAAGCCUGCUGAAUUUAUGUUGUAAGCAUUACUUAACACAGUAUAAAGAUGAAAAGACAAAAAUAUCUUCAUACUUCCUCAUCCCCUCACUGCAACAGAACCCUUAACUGGGAGAACCUUAUUUCCCCUCUUUCCUCUUCCUCCUCCAUGCCCCACUUAUUGUCACCUUGUAAUAUUCAGAGAGCACUUGGAUUAUGGGUCUGAAUAGAGAAAUGCUUUCAGAUAAUCAUUAGUCCACAUACCAGUAAUUCAAAGAAGAGAUGGAGUUGUAAAGUGCUUUUAUAAUACAAUAUUAUUGUUAAAGGCAAGGGUUGACUCUUUUGUUUUAUUUUGACAUGGCAUGUCCUGAAAUAAAUAUCAAUUCAAUAUGGCA